Molecule: messenger RNA, 2151 nt
Organism: Phytomonas sp. Hart1
Lineage: Eukaryota; Euglenozoa; Kinetoplastea; Trypanosomatida; Trypanosomatidae
Source: the annotation of a GenBank genome assembly
AUGCAGGUUGGUCAUCUGAAAGAGGUGGUACAAAACAUCUCCGACGGCACUCACUUAGAGUUCCAGCUUCAGCGUUGUCAGGAAGAUCAAGGCGUUGUCGUCCUCGACAUCUAUAACACGGAGUGGAGUUCUUGCAAGGCUCUUGGGGAAACAUUCAAACGACUUUACACCGACUUUGGAAGUGAAAUUAGCAUUCACUUUUUCUCCGUAGAGUGUGAUACCAUUAUGAAAAAAAUGGAUAACUCGUUGGUGGAGAAAAAAAAAAUCCCCCACAGGACUAUAGAAUACUAUGAAGAUACCAAAAGUUCCUUUUGGGGACCUAUCCUUCAAAGCCGUUGUGGACACUCAAAACCCUAUUUUAUUCUCUAUAAAGAAGGCAGGAUGCGAAAUCAGAUCCAAGGCGUGGACACGCCGAAUAUUUGCAAAAUAAUAAGUGGUCUCUGCAAGCCAGACCCUAUUACUCAGUCCCUCACAAAUCCAGAUGGGCUCAAAUUCUGGAAAGAGCAUUUCCCCGUCACGAAAGACGAGAUACCUUUUACAAGCUUCAUUGAGGCGGUGGAAAAGGCUCUCGGCUUGACACUCACCCCACAUAAAAUCCUUACCCUUAAAGAUGCCAUCGGGGUCGAAAACGGCAUUUGCACCGCCAUGGGGUUACAAGCCUGGCUGAAGGACAGCAUGACGCUUUCGGAGCGCCUAGGCGAAAUCGUGGGCUCCCCUGAUAAUGCAAUUUUUGACAAGGAAGGGAGAGAUGUAAAAGACGUCGAUGAUGUAGCAAAUAACCAAACGGAUCUUUCUUACCCAAAUGAAAUGGAAAAUGAACCAAACGAGGAAACAGAAAAUCAAGCAGAUGUUUCUCAAUCAAAUGAAAUGGAAAACGAACCAAACGAGGAAACAGAAAAUCAAGCAGAUGUUUCUCAAUCAAAUGAAAUGGAAAACGAACCAAACGAGGAAACAGAAAAUCAAGCAGAUGUUUCUCAAUCAAAUGAAAUGGAAAAUGAACCAAACGAGGAGACGGAGGGAACAAGUGAAAUUCGAAAGAUGGAAGUAUCUCCUCGAGAGUCUCCAAUCUCGUCAUCGCAUGUCAAAGAUGAAAAUGAGCACGAGGAAAAAUCUCAAACAGUCGAAAAAGACUACUCAUCCAAAGACAACCUAAUGAUGGGGGCAGAGCCGCCAGUAGAUCCCGAAGGUAGUAGUGCUGCUAUGGCCAGUGAGCAGGCCCAGAUGGAAGGCAAUGAAUCACACAACCAAGUGACGCCGGAGGGUUCCAUCGCCACGGCUGACAAACCACAAAAUCCUGACGAGAAGAACCAGAUUUUCUUAGAUCGCUGGAUCACCGUAUCCAAAGAUGAGUUAAUUGUGUGGAAUAAAAUCUCAGAUUUGCCUCUGCAUUACCCACCCCCUAGAACGGCCCUAUUAGAUACCACAUGUGAAGAAGCCGCGCAAAAUGCCUGCGAGCUUAUCUCACACGCCAAAGAAAUUCCUACGCUUGCAGGAUAUCUACAACAGUGUGGGCUGACUGAUGUGCAAAUCAAUAUGAUGUGUCUGGCUGCGCACCAAAAGGUCGGCUCUGAAAUACCAUCUUACGGAAAACUCGCACUAAUUCUGAUGACAAGCCACCGUGAUGAACUCACGGGCCUGUUGCCGGAGCCAGCGGAACUGGUGAUGGAGCUCGCUAAGGGGACGCUCCUAGGGACACAUGGGCCACUAGGGUUCAGUGCACUUUGCCUGUGCGCUUCUGAAGUGUUCCCGGAUGAAGCAUUUUUCUAUGCCCCACCCCCUCCGCUAGGGGAUCAAUUAAAUCAGCUGGAUGUUGGAAAUGAGUUGCCCCUCCCGGCAUUGACUCCGCUUCAAACCACAAACUUUCCAGAGGAUUUCUUAUCCAUAAAAAUCGUAGGCCUCCCAAAGGUUAUCGAACUUGCAUCCACCAAUGAAACUGAAUACACUGUUGUCCUUAGUCAAUGGUUCGCAAAGCUUCGAAUCGUAUCUAAGACUGAAACUGUGGUUACAGCUCAAUUUGUCGAGCUCCUCUUCGAAAAAGAGUACAUGGACUUUUCAGAUACAUACGUUAAACAACUUAUGCAAGAUGAAAAUAAACUAAAUAAGAAUCUCGGCGACAAGAAUACUAUUGACAUGGAAAAAAGCUCUGAAUAA